AUCAGCGAUUGAAACUGUCCGGGGGAGUGUCAUUGGCUAGAAGCACUUUCUUCCUGUUUCACUUCAACGAACGUGGGAGUUAUUCCUUGUAAUGUUGUGAAUGUCGGAGAACAUUAGCUCCACAAAAGUCAUCCAACAGCUAGCGAGCUUCUUCUAGCACGCGCUUACGACCCCGGGCUUCGUGUCGAGGUGGGGAGCCCAUCUAAGAGUCGUCGUGUUUCCAGGUGUGGAGCAUGUGGGCGUCCUGCUGUAACUGGUUAUGUUUGGACACUGCCACGGUGGAGGGGAGCAACAGCAGCACGCGUCACCAGGCCUAUACUAACUCCGGCUACAGCAACUACCCGUCGCCCCCACUCCCGGACCACACGUGCAAAGCCUGCGGAAGCCACUUCGUCACCCUAGCCAGAAAGCAUGUCUGCAUGGACUGCAAGAAGAACUACUGCGGCAGGUGUUCGGCCCAGCUUGAGCCCCGUCCACGCCUUUGCCACACCUGCCAGCGGUUCCACGGCACACUCUUCAAUCGCACCGAGCUGAUGAAGCUCAAGGUGAAGGACCUGCGCGACUACCUCCACCGGCACGAGGUCUCAACGCAGAUGUGCCGCGAGAAAGAGGAACUGGUGGAGCUGGUCCUGGGACAGCAGACGCAGUCACCCUCUGGCCCAAUCGUAAACCCUCUGACCCAAACCGCCACCCAGCAUGAGACAACUCCUCCUCCAGCCCUCCCCACCACCACCACCACACCCUCUACACACCCUGACUCCACAUCCACCUCCACAGACCAUGUCCCUUCACAGCCGCCACCCACUCAGGAGGACAGUCAGACCCUGUCUGUGUUGGUGCCCUCGGGUCUUGAGGAGCCACUGGACACUGAGGGAGACACUGAGUUGCAGGAGCUGCAGUCCUCAGACACAGAGGAGGUGCUGGUGCCAGGCCGCAGGGCGUCGCUGUCCGACCUGGCCAUGGCAGAGGACAUCGAGGCCCUCAGUGUCCGGCAGCUCAAAGAGAUCCUGGCCCGUAACUUUGUCAACUACAAGGGCUGCUGCGAAAAGUGGGAGCUAAUGGAGAGGGUCACCCGCCUCUACCACGACCAGAAGGACCUCCAGAAUCAUCUGGUUUCAAGUACAAAAGACGGCACAGACCCCAGCGGUACCCCUGGCCAGGAGGAGAACCUGUGUAAGAUCUGCAUGGACUCUCCCAUUGACUGUGUCCUGCUGGAGUGUGGCCACAUGGUCACCUGCACCAAGUGUGGCAAGCGGAUGAGCGAGUGCCCCGUCUGCAGGCAGUAUGUGGUGCGGGCCGUUCACGUCUUUCGAUCCUGAGACCCAAGCCUUGGGAAUCCCCCCACCUCCUGUAAAUAAAUAAGGGGAUAGCUACUUGUGGCCUUACAACCCAUAGACUAGACGAGGGGUAUUAAACUCUUACCCUACGGGGUCCGGAGCCAGCUGGUUUUCUGUUCUACCUGAUACUUAAUUGCACCUACCUGGUGUUCAAGGUCUAAAUCAGUCUGAGAUUUAGAGGGGAACAAUAAAUAAAAAAAGCAGUGGAACUGGCUUUGAGAUCCAGAGUUGAGUUUAAGGGGACUAGACUAAUCACCUCUCCCUCCAGAUCUCCACUGCUCUGAUGGUCCUUGAGACCCUGAGUACUGGUUCCUCCUGCUGGAGGGACGAACAGGUGAGGUGAACCUCAUUAUCCCUUUGAUAAACCACACAAACCCAAUGACUGGACAUGGGCACUUCCUACUUUUAUUGACCGGACUCCUAUAGCUCAUAUCUCCAAGCUGAUAAGGAUAUGUCUUAUUAUUAGAAUAAGAGAGUGCCUGUAUUAAACAGGCAAUACCAUAUUUAUUUUUUCAUUUGGAGACCUGCAUAUAAACACAAUUUCAAAGAUUUUGCUGAGUUACAGUUCAUAAAGAAAUUGGUCAACUGAAAUAAAUUCAUUGGGCCCUAAACUAUAGAUUUCAAAUUACUGGAAAGGGGCACAGCCAUGGGUUGGCAUAGGCCCACCCGAUGGGGAGCAAGGCCCAGCCAAUCAGAAUGAGUUUGUCCCCACAAAGGGCUUUAUUACAGACAGAAAUACUCCUCAAAUGUUAAUGGCCUUUUAUUGUCCCCAGCACAAGGUGCACCUGUGUAUUGAUCAUGCUGUAUAAUCAGCUUCUUGAUGUGCCACACCUGUCAGGUGGAUGGAUUAGCUUGAAAAAGGCAAAAAUGCUCACCAUCAGGGAUGUAAACAAAUGUAUGCACAAAAUUUGAGAACAUUUCUGGGAUCUUUUAAUCAGCUCAUGAAACAUGGGACCAACACGAAACAUGUUGCGCUUAUAUUUUUGUUCAGUGUAUAUAUAAGCCCCAAGUGCUCUUAAUAAUGGAUCGGAUUGAUGUAACUGUUAGAGUUGAACCCCCGUAAAAGGGAAAGCAUUUACAUUAGUGGUUGAGUUGAGAACACAUCCAUAGCAGAAACCCCCUGUGGUGGUAUAGUGUAAAAGCCAUGGGAAAACCCGUGUAGAAUGGCGCUGGCUGACUCACAUUCUCUCAGCUUGCCGCUUGUGACUGGGGCCUCCAUCUCAAAAGUGUGUUGCUGUGUGCCAGAAAUUAAACGCAUGCUUGUUUCGUAACCCAUAGACCCGGCAUACAUUGUUUAUCAAUGAAGCAAAGCCGGCAGAUGUUCACUCAAUCCCUCUGCUGUGGAAUCAGGUGGACAUGCCGUUUUAGUGCUUACGUUUUAGCCUGGUCCCAGAUCUGUUUGCGCUGUAUAGCCAACUCCUAUGGCUAUUGUCACGUCAAAACCGAGAGUUCCCUGAGGGAGAGGCCCUUUUUCCACUGCAAACGGCACUAUCUGCCAUACUUUGUAGAAAGACACCAUGGGUGCCGUACACCAACACACCACAAGGAGAGAUGACCGCGAAGGUGACGAGGAACAGAGAGGUCCUGACCAGCACAACAAACCACAAAGGCAGAACUACUACCAGAGGCUUCCGACCAAGGGUUUUGCAUGACAUCGACCAUAGGAUAUGGCUAUACAGCACAAACCGAUCUGGGCACCAGGCUACCUACAUGCUGACAGUGGGAAAGAAUAUGUGGAUCAGUGGUCCUUCACUAUUCCAACUAUAUACAAGUGCUUUAUCCUUCCAAUACUCAACUGUUCAUUGUAUUGUGUCUUUCAGCAUCAACAUUGACCAAAGGCCCUUACACUUGCUAUUGUAUUUGGAUUUUUUUUAAAUAAACCAAAAACCAAAAGAAUGUCAGAAUAGCCUGGUGUAUAGGUAGAUCUAGUCGUGCAUAAGCAUAUAAUUCACUAGUUGUGCGUUAUAUGCGUUGUCAUGACACGGAUACAUAAAAGAUGAGUUGUCGAAAGCACAAGCAGAUCUUUGGCAUUGCCCAAGAUGAAAGUUAAAACUCUUAAAGACAUCUCAUCCGUUUGGCUAGCCAAGUACCUUAACUCCACAAUGAGACUAGCGUUUUUGAAAUGAACCUCCGACUCUUUCGAGUCGCUAUGAGGUCGAUCGUUUUUAAAAUCAUUAAACCCUUGCCGUGUACCUAUGUUUGUCCUCUGUUGCAUGCCUUUCAUUGUUUGCUGAAUACUUUUUAAUAAAACCAAAUACAACAACUGACUGUUUCCUUUUUGAGAUUCGAUUGGCACAUGCGGCAUCACGCUGAGUUGCCAUCUUAGAGCAACAGCCAUGUGGAAACAGUCGGUGGUUGUAUUUGAUUAACGUUUUAUAAAAAAAAUGUGGGAUUUACACAAAGGCAUGUAACAACAGACAAACAGGUACAUGGUAAGGGUUAAAUCAUUUUCAAAAUGUAAGUAUUGACUGCAUAGUAGGAGGUUCAUUUAAACGAGUCUGCGCUCAACUGGAUGAAAUCAUUGUGGAGUUGAGGAACUUGGCAACCGUUUGGCAUGAGUCUAAAGGCUCAACAAUGGUGAAAGUAUCUUGAACAAUCCAUUGCCCAUUAUCAGCUAUAGGUAUUAUAAGUCUCCGAUUAAUGACAGGUAGUUGGGUGUUUUUGCAUACUCCAGUGCUAGACCUCCAGUCCCUCCCAUCCCGGCUGAACAUAAUGAAAGAUUGUUUGACUCUUAAUAAGUGGCCUUCAAAAACCAGCACCUUUACUCGUGACAGUGAGCACACAAAUAAUGCAGCGUUGUGAAAUCGUGUGCUUGCUCGGUUAGAUGGAAAAUGUGUAUUGUCAAGACGAUAGAGCUGUGUACAUUGCACUAAGCUACAUUAAAGAAAUGUAGCUUGGUAUUGAAUAAGUAAGGAGUCUGGAAUUGAGAUGGCUCCAAUGUGUCCCAAAUUGCACCCUAUCCCCCAUAUAGUGCACUAUAUAGGGUAUAGGGUGCCAUUUGGGACAGCUACAUUGUAUGAUGAAAGGAAGCGUACUUGACCUAUUUUUCUUUCUGAUAAAUGAGGCGUUUUGAUAUAUAUUUACUUGACCAUUGUUAGAUUUUUAGGUUGCGAUUAGAUUUCUAGCGACUGCGAAAUAAAGAAUUUAGAAAUACCAUUGAAAUUAUGGCCCUUGAAUUUACCAAUGUGGCUGUUGUCUUUAUUUUCCACCAGAUCUCUUAACAGCAUUUCUAGCCAAACAGUCUAUUUUCUUAACUGCUUUGAUACAUUUCUGAAAGACUUAAGUAUAAAAACUACCUCAUACUUUUGUGUGCCUUUUUCUGACAUUUUUUCUGAUUAAAAACAUUUCCACA
Molecule: messenger RNA, 4689 nt
Organism: Salvelinus fontinalis (brook trout)
Lineage: Eukaryota; Metazoa; Chordata; Actinopteri; Salmoniformes; Salmonidae
Product: E3 ubiquitin-protein ligase rififylin-like
Exons: 7
Coding region: 234-1319 (361 amino acids)
Biological process (GO): protein K48-linked ubiquitination; negative regulation of extrinsic apoptotic signaling pathway via death domain receptors; proteasome-mediated ubiquitin-dependent protein catabolic process
Cellular component (GO): plasma membrane; cytoplasm
Molecular function (GO): ubiquitin protein ligase activity
Source: RefSeq, a predicted model, not a curated record